Alosa sapidissima (American shad) is the source of this 354-nucleotide messenger RNA. Its product is annotated as parathyroid hormone-related protein-like. Bases 1 to 354 code for a protein of 117 amino acids. Lineage: Eukaryota; Metazoa; Chordata; Actinopteri; Clupeiformes; Clupeidae. The transcript has a single exon. Gene Ontology annotation, molecular function: peptide hormone receptor binding; hormone activity. The record is from RefSeq and is a predicted model, not a curated record. Gene Ontology annotation, biological process: osteoblast development; bone mineralization; regulation of chondrocyte differentiation. Gene Ontology annotation, cellular component: extracellular region.
AUGCAUGACAAAAGUCGAGCACUGCAGGACUUUAAGCGCAGCCUGUUGGUGCAGGAUCUCCUGCAGCAGGUCCACACCGCUGUGUUCCAGGACAUGAGAUCAGGACUACCCGGCCGCCAUGGGACCAGCAGGACAAGCCAACGCCCCAAAUCAGCAAGCGUGUCAAAGACUCAUCCACUAGCGUUUCAUAUGAAGGGCAUUGGAGCCCACUUCAGCCUACCGCAGGAGACUGAGAAAGCUGUCCGGUUCAGAGGCCAGUCACUGAAGGUGGCAGGCCAGAGGAGGACGUGGUUUGGUAAAUGGAUUCCGAAAGGAAAGAAGAGGCAUACCACACAUUCUGUAGAGAUACAGUGA